AUGUUAGACGUCAUUGUAAUUGGAGCUGGCUUCAGUGGCCUUCAGGCAGCCUAUUCAGCGCAACAGGCUGGCCUCUCAACCGCCGUGGUUGAAGCCCGGGAUCGUGUUGGUGGCAAGAUCUGGAGUGUGCCACUCGCUUCUGGUCGUGGCUACGCUGAGCUGGGCGGAGCAUGGAUCAACAACAGCCUCCAGCCGCGUGUCUGGAGCUAUGUCCAAAGGUUUGGCCUGGAGGUGGUGACACAGCGGUUGGAAGGGAAGGCCGUCAUGCAAGAAAACCCAGACAGUCGACUGGAAUUUCCGUUUGGCGUUACACCUGAUUGGUCCGAGGAGGAGAAAAAGAACUUGGAGUAUAUCCGCGAUCACAUCCAAGCCGAGUCUUUAAAAUCGGGCUUGCCAACCGCACAGGAUGACAAUGUCAGCUUGGAUCAGUAUGUCCGUAAUCUCGGCGCCCUACCAAAGGUUGCCAACAUGGUGAACCUCUGGGCGCGGGUGAUGCACGGCUUAGAGUCAACGGAAGAAUCAGCAGGCUGGUUUAUCGACUACUGCCGUCGUAACAAGGGUCUUCUGGCUAUCAGAGCGGAUGAUUCGACCGGUGGUCAAUACAUGAGAUUCAAAGAUGGGGCACAGUCAAUUGCCGCGGGAAUUGCUCGCUUGGUGGGAGCGCAGAAUAUUCAUCUGGGGUCACCAGUUGCGUCGAUCAACCAGCAUGGCGCACAUGUAAGCGUCGUGACGCGCGAUGGCAAGACGUUUAAUGCCAGGAAGUGUAUCUUGUCAAUUCCCAGUACCAUGUAUAGGGAACUGAAUAUCACCCCUGCGUUGCCCAAGCCUGUUCAGGAGGUUACCGAUGGGACCGUGCUCGGUGACUAUAACAAGGCCAUCGUGUGUUACGAUAAGCCAUGGUGGCGUGGUGAAGGAUUCAACGGUUAUUUCGCGAGCUACACAGGUCCCGUUAUCCUGGCCAGAGACACCAGUGUGGACGAAAGAAACCACUACUCCUUGACGUGCUUUGUCAAUGGCCAGCCUGGGCGUGACUGGGGCAAGCUGUACCCGCAUGAGCGUCGCGCCGUGGUCCUGAAGCAGAUAGCAAAGAUCUUCAACGCCGAUGCCAACUCGGAGGCCUUCCGGCCGAUUGAGGUCUUCGAUCAGGUCUGGAAGCACGAGGAAUUUAGCAGAGGCGCCUUGGCUCCUGUCACAGCAAUUGGACACCUCACCAAGUAUGCGUCCGUGUAUGGUAAGCCAGUCGGCAAUAUCCAUUUCGUGGGGACAGAAUACAGCACAGAAUGGAAAGGAUACAUGGAGGGAGCGCUCUGCUCAGGAGAAAGGGGGGCUCGUGAGGUUGUGGAAGCCAUGCAGAAAGUACCAGCAAAACUGUGA
Aspergillus bombycis is the source of this 1374-nucleotide messenger RNA. RefSeq names its product flavin monoamine oxidase family protein. Gene Ontology annotation, molecular function: oxidoreductase activity. The record is from RefSeq and is a predicted model, not a curated record. The transcript has 3 exons. NCBI's taxonomy places the organism in Eukaryota, Fungi, Ascomycota, Eurotiomycetes, Eurotiales, Aspergillaceae. Bases 1 to 1374 code for a protein of 457 amino acids.